Molecule: messenger RNA, 2535 nt
Organism: Nicotiana attenuata
Lineage: Eukaryota; Viridiplantae; Streptophyta; Magnoliopsida; Solanales; Solanaceae
Exons: 4
Coding region: 1-2535 (844 amino acids)
Biological process (GO): DNA repair; telomere maintenance
Molecular function (GO): DNA helicase activity
Source: RefSeq, a predicted model, not a curated record
AUGGACGCUAUUGCGUUGGUGCAAAAUUUUGGGAAACCUGAUAUAUUUUUGACAAUGACAUGUAAUCCAUCUUGGCCAGAAAUAGAAAAACAUUUAUUGGUAACAGAUGAGGUACAAAAUAGGCCCGAUUUAGUUAGUCGUGUGUUUAGAGCAAAGGUAGAAGAGAUGAAAACAGAUAUUCUAAAGAGUAAUAUAUUUGGAAAAGUUGUUGCUUUUAUGUACACUAUUGAAUUUCAAAAGCGUGGUCUUCCACAUGCUCAUUUUCUUAUCAUACUCAAAGACGAAUAUAAAUUGUUAACUCCGGAAGCUUAUGAUAGAGUUGUUUGUGCUGAAAUACCCGAUUCUGAUAAGAAUGAUUACCUGUUUUCAGUUGUUACUAAACAUAUGAUGCACGGACCUUGUGGUAGUUUAAAUCCUAAAUGUCCUUGUAUGAAGAACCGAGAAUACUGUAAGUUCAAAUAUCCAAAAGAUUUUGCUGAUCAUACAUCAAAAGGAAAAAAUGGAUACCCAAUUUACAAAAGGCGAAAUAACGGUAAACGUGUAAAUAUUAGAGGACAAUUUCUUGACAAUUCGUGGGUGGUUCCUUACAAUCCAUAUCUACUGAGCAAAUUUAACUGUCAUAUUAAUGUUGAAGUUUGUUCUGAUAUUAAAGUUGUCAAAUACCUUUAUAAAUAUAUCUGCAAGGGACAUGAUAAAAUUGCCUUUUUCGUACAUGCUGAUGAUCCAAAUAUUGAAAUAGAUGAAAUCAAAGAGUAUCAAUCUGCUAGAUGGGUAUCUCCACCAGAGGCAACUUGGCGUUUAUUUGGUUUUCCCAUUAGCGAAAUGACUCCAUCUGUUUAUCAUCUUCAGCUACAUCUUGAAGGACAACAAUUUGUCUCUUUUAAAGCCACACAGACCAUAAAUGCAAUUAUAAAUAAUCCCAUGAUUAGAAAAACAAUGUUGACGGAAUUCUUUUUGAUGAACAGAGAAAAUAAAGAUGCCAAGAAACUAAAUUUACUCUAUAAAGAAUUUCCAGAAUAUUUUGUAUGGUCCAAACAAUAUAAAAUGUGGACACGUCGACAACAGGGCACUGUUAUUGGACGUAUUGUGACAUCUCAUCCAACAGAGGGGGAAAGAUAUUAUCUUAGAUUAUUAUUAAUGAAUAUUAGAGGACCAAAAUCAUACCAACAUUUGCUAACUGUUAAUGGAAUAUGUUGUAGUACAUUUAGAGAAGCCGCAGAAAAACAAGGAUUAUUACAAUGUGAUAAUAACUUGGUUGACUGUAUGUCAGAAGCUGUAAGAUAUCAAAUGCCUUAUAGUCUAAGACGUUUAUUUGCUACACUUUUGGUAUAUUGUAAUCCUGCUAACCCAAAAGAACUUUGGAACCGAUUUGAAGAUUCUAUGUCUGAAGACUUCAAGAUUUUGCCACAUUUGAAUGAGAAACAAAUUCGCCGUAUGGCUUUAGAUCAUAUUAACAACAUUUUGCAUUCAAUGGGUCGUGAUAUAAAUGAAUUUGCACUUGUACCAGAAAGAAUUGUAGCUUCAUCUGCUGCUAGGGAGGCUCAAGAUUCUCAUUUUGAAAGAAAUAUAAUUGUUAGAGAAGAAGAUUUAUUACUAGAAACAAAAUUGAACAAUGAACAGCGAAAAGCAUAUGAUGUAAUCCUUGAUAGAAUAUUUACGAAUAAAUCUGGAGCUUUUUUUAUCGAUGGUCCCGGAGGAACAGGCAAAACUUUUUUGUAUCGUGCAUUAUUGGCUGCUGUACGAUCAAAAGGAUUCGUAGCUUUAGCAACAGCAACCUCUGGUGUUGCAGCUUCGAUUCUUCCCGGAGGACGGACUGCUCACUCCCGUUUUAAAUUUCCUAUUAAUAUUGAUGAACAAUUCUUCUGUAAUAUUAGUAAGCAGAGUUCGCUUGCAUCAUUGAUACGAGAUGCCAAACUAAUUGUGUGGGAUGAAGUAUCAAUGGCCAAAAAACAAUUGAUAGAAGCUUUAGAUUUACUACUGAAAGAUCUAAUGGAUACAAAGACACUCUUUGGUGGAAAAGUUGUCGUUUUUGGCGGUGAUUUCAGACAAACUCUUCCAGUUGUUCGGAGCGGAAAAAAAGAGGAUUUCAUACGAGAAAGUUUAUUGCAUUCUGAAAUCUGGAACCAAUUUGUAAAAUUGCGAUUAUCAGUAAAUAUGCGAGCAAGAACAGAUCCUGCUUUUUGCGAAUAUUUGAUGCGAAUAGGGAGCGGAAAAGAAAAAACAAAUUGCCAAGAUAAACAACAAGGUUUAGGUGGACUCAUUUGGUCAUUUUUGUGCAAUAUUGGUAACAUCGUCUUCUGCCAACUACACUUUCAAUCUGUCAAGAUCACCACUUUUCUGAUAGCAAUAGCAGAACGGAGAAUUGAAAUUGAAGAGCUUCAGUAUACGUUGCAGCUGAAAAUGACUAUGGAAUCCUUAACAAAUACUAACUCACCAUCAGGAACAUUUAGCUCGUUAAUUUUCCGUAACUCUGUCCCGAAUUUUGUUUUCCCGGUGCUGUACCAGGAUUUUGCACCCAAUAACGCAGUUCAUUAG